AUGUCAAACGAGCGGCGAGAUCGACGGCUACGGGAGAAUGAGCGGGAGUCUCGAACACAUAGGUCUUCCUCGCACAGACAUCGUUCAAAUGAAACCCAUAAACAUGAUCAUGAUCGAAGACAUCGAAGACAUCGUCACCGACGCAAAAUACCUCAUCCAGAAACGGAGCCUCGGUCUUCCACACACAUAUACUUUAAUGGAUCAGCAAGCAAUGUGCCUUCCGUUUCAGUUCACACUGAUCAUGUUACCUUGGCUUCCAGUUUCAACUCGUUUAAUGAAGGAAUGGACACAUUGCUUGAUAAUUGCUUUGAGCUACUGGGUCGUCUGCGAAAGAAUCCCAUUGUUUAUUCCGGGAAUUCACAACAAACCAGUUCUAAUGGGAAACGUGGGGUUAACCAUUCUAAUUUAGCAGCCGUGCCGACAUCUCAAAAACCAAAACCAGUGAGGUAAAUUUAAUAGUUCGUUACAGAACAAAUUUAUAUUCAGCCAUGUCCAGGCGGGACUUUCCCAGACUAUUACGUAAACCACUCAACUAUGAGCUUAAAAUAAAACUUAUCUGAAGUUUGACUAAAAGUUUGUCGACUCCUCAUGCAGCCAUUCAAAAAUAUGUGCGAACUUCAGAAACGCAGAACCUAUCAAUGAGUUAGUAUAACAAGGUAAUUUGGUAUUAUUAACUGAGUUGAUAACGUAAAUUUGCUUUCGUAAAGAGUUUUCAUGGUGACGUUUUGAGCGUAACCCUUUGAUCUGAAGAAGGGCCAACAAUUUGAACGUCAACUUUGAAAACUCUUCACGGUGGCCAAUUUAUGUUAUCAAUUCAGUUGACAAUAUCAAAUUGCCUCGUUACGCUCUCUCGCCAACGUAGCACCAGUUUCUUUAGAAUAUUACCCCCUUUAUUCAUAAGCAAGUAUAGUUCAUUAGACUUUGUAUGAAAAGUCUAUGAUAAUUUUUUGUGUAAGAACAUUGUUUUUGUCUCAUGGGGAGAAACUGACCCACAGAAAUAAAAGAAUUGAAGAUGACAGUGGGAAAAGAGGGCAAAAUUUAGAGCAAGCUAUCACUUAUCCCAUUAGUUACUACUAAAAGGAAUUACCUUCAUAGACAACCAGCUCCAAGAACAAAAACUUAAAUGCGUCUCAGGGGUUUCUAUUUAAGAUAACUUCUAUGGUAGUCUUCAGACUUCUACCAAUGUUUUUUACCACAUGGGUUACUAGUUUUAAAACUCAUCUCAAGACCUAUCUUUUUAGUCUUGCGUAUACUUAAUAGAGAUUUUAUUAGCAUGUUAUUAGCAUUUUCUCUUUUUACAUAAUAUAUACUUAAGUUUCUUCAAUUCUCUUUUAUAUAAUAUAUACUUUAGGAAUGUGCAUCUGAUUAUAGUCAUGUAAAGAUGUGCACUAGAAAUUAAUAAAUUAUUAUUAUUAUAAUUAUUAUUGUAAAGACACCACUUUGAAAAGAUGGUUAAGAAUGGUAGAACUGGCCAGAAAUAUGCUUAAUGUAGGUUUACAUUUGGAAAUUUUUCUAUCAUCACAUAUUUAACCUUAUCACCACAUUAACAUCUUUUAUUCCAAAAGUUACUUGAAGUCCAGUCCUAUCCUUAUUUUACACCCCUGACACUUGUUUACCAUCAAAACGGAAUUUCCAUGGUAUUAUGGUGGUUUGUUUUAACAAACCAAUAUAAAGUAUUUUUCUUUUUUCUCUAGUUUUAGUGGGAUAUUGGAAACCUUCAAGACAUGUAGUACUGUCCCUGCAACAGAAACUAAAGCACAGUUAAUACAGAGCUUAGUUUCUCACACUGAAGCAAAACUAGAUGUAAUUGACAUUUCACUGACAUGCCCCCUUACACGCUCACGAAUGGUAACUCCAGUGCGUGGAAGGAACUGUGCACAUGUGAGCUGUUUUGAUGGAGAAGCAUAUCUUCGGCUUAUGUGGGAAAAGCGAGUUGAAAAGUGGAAAUGCCCGGUAAGUGGGUUUGGAAUUUGAUUCUUUGCCUGCUUUAUUAUGAUUUUGAAAAUUAUUUUGGAAGAAGUUAGAUCUUAACACAGAACUACCUGCAACUUGGUACAGAUUAUUUAUGAAUUUUCUCACUCAAGGUUAGAUGAAUAUUGUUUGAUAAUCCCUAAGAUAGUUACAGGAUUGUUGGGCAAUAUUUGCGAAGUAUGAAGCAAAUAAUUGUUAGAGUGUGAUAAACAUGGAAAAUAUUUUUUGUUUUUUAUUCAUCAGAAACAUCAAAAACUUCUGAAGUGGCCAUACUACAAUUAGUGCCUCUCUGUCAGUAUUAUUAUCACUUUACACAGGGUGGAAACACUUGGCUAAACAUAAUUUAUGCAUUAAGUAAAGCAGAUUUGAAUUAAAUGGUCACAAUCUUUGAAAUUCAAGUUUCAAUUUAGAGGGGCAACCAACAGAAUCCAUAGUGUUACUCUUAAAAACCCUGCCCAUAUUAUUGGAGUUCCCUAAGUUAAUAUUCUUCAAUUUUGAAAUUGUCAUUGAGAAUUUUUAGAUGGUGAAGAUGAAUGAUAUUCAGCUUGCCUCACCAAUCCAAUAUGGAGGCUUUAUAGAAUAAUUAGUACUCACUCUCUCUCACUCACUCUCCAGAGAGCAUGCCUGCUAAGUGGGCUAAUUUUCAGCGUGCUCUCUAUUUUCAGAUUUGCAAAACCCUUACACCCCUCUCUGAGUUGGUAAUAGAUGGAUUUAUCCAGGGGAUUUUAGAAUCAGUGCCUGAAGAUGUGAAGAGUGUGGAGUUUACUCCUGAAGGCUUCUGGAGAAUCAAAGAGGGUAGUGAAACAUUUUUGCUGAUAAAAAAGUCUUCUGUUGACUGUUACAGUGACCCCAAUCAACAAAAUACUGUUAUUGAUCUGACAUUUGAUACACCAAAAAAAAUUGUACCCAAGAAGAUUUCUAAUGGUGAUGAAAAUUGUGGUGGAAGUAAUCCACAAAUUCAAGUCAUAGAUCUCACAGUGUCUCCUUAACCCUAUAACUCCCGUGAGUGACCAAGAAAGAAUUUCUCCUUACUAUAUCUGUAGAAUAUCAUGCAGACAAGUAACGAGAAUAAAGAAAAAUGUUAAUUAUAUGAUUACCAAUUGAUUCAAUACCAAAUUCUCCAAACUAACAUAAUGAGAAUCAUUUGACAGACAGUAAGGAGAAUUACUAAUGAGAUCUUGGGAGUUAAAGGGUUAAAAUACAGUCAAGUACCUUUAUUUUGCUCCUUUCAACUUAUUUGCUGAGACGACAGCAACUUACAGAUUUGCCUUGUAGAAAUAAUAAUUUUUACAUGUACCAUCAUGUAACAAAUAUUUUGUGGUUUGCAAUGUUUGCAGAUUUGGUGAAUUGUCACUGAUUGCCAAAAACCAACUUCAUUUUACAUUGUUAUUAAGUUCAGAAUAUUAUGUUUUGUUGGAUGUUAAUGUGGUGCUUCUUGUAAAGUAUAUGCAAAAAUAAAAACCAAGCAAAAAUAUCUGUCAUGUUGAACUAUGUAAGUGAUGUAAAUUCUUGCCAGGUACAAAGAUUGCCUUUGUGUAAAAUGACACUCCUGCUGUAAACUUUUAUGCUACAAGAUAUUUGUAUAUAUUGGUGGUAGAAUUUUUCUCUUUUGUAGCUCCCUUCUUCAAUUGUUUUGUUUAAAUAAAGAUGCAGAAAUCUUAGUAGCUCAGGAGGGCUGCAUGGUGAUCUUUAAUCUGGCUGUGCCUUAGAUUCCCCUUGUUUGCAAACCACUGUAACAUUUGUGAUUGUGUUCUUGGAAGUUUAACCUAGUGUUGGCUGGGUUCUAGUUUCUCUUUCAUCUCAAUGUUUUAAAAUAGAUUUCCAUCAUUCCUGGGACUAAAUCAAAUAUCAGCUGAUUUCUCCUGGAACAGAAUUAUAUACAGUUGAUAUCCUUGGUUGUCUGCCUGCAGACACUUUUUUUCAACAUAUGCUUUGCAACUCUAUCUCGCAAGAAACUACUUGGGUAUCAUUCAAAUCAUCAUGGUUAACCCAUUAACCCAUAAGAGUGUUAAGCAUCUAAUUUCUCCUAACAGUAUCACCACUGAAUCAAACAUAAGGGUCAGGACAGUAAAGGAAAUAAUUGCAAACUUAAGAAGCUCUUGAUGGUAAGACAAAUUCUCCUUGAAAGUAUCAUAGGAAAUUUAUAGAGAACAGUAUGGAGAACUGCAUACUGAUUUUAGGGUGUUAAGGGAAGAUGGUUCUGAUUUAACCUACCCUGUUAUUACAUAUAUUACAGCAAACAGGUAAUGAGAGAGACAGGCUUAUUACUAGAAGGGUUUUAUCCUGUUGUAACGACAUUUCCCUCACUAUUUCCUAAGCAAAUUGAAAGGGGAAUGAGGUAUCAUGUCCUAGGAGUUGAACAGUUCAUAGAAAAUAAUUCUUGAUUUGCUGUGUACAUGGUGCUUAGUAGAGACCAUGUUGCGCAAUACCUACCCAAUUGUUUUUUGUAAAAUCCUGCCACUAUAUUUAAAUGCCACCAUAAAACCAUUAUUUGGUAAAUUCAUCAAGUACUAUAGCAUUUUUGGGAUGACUCUAUUUCCAUAGUCUUAAAAACUCAUUAAUUCAUUCAGAAAUUCUCUCUUUUAAUUGGAUCAACAAUUGAUUCCUUAAAGAACAUUCAUCUCUUGUAAAACUUUUAUGAUUUUAUUACUUAUCAGCAGCUCUAUCUAGUACAUUUACUUGUUUUUGUGGAAAAUUUUCUCUGAUGUAUAAUUGGUGUUUUUCAGGACUUAAAUGAUGGACAGUUAGACUGUAAUUUUAUGAUAUUCAAUAAAUCUCAGAUAUUUUGUUAUUAUAGUGUGUAGAGUCUUGAAUUUCUUAGAAAGUUAGGGCAAUUUGAU
Molecule: messenger RNA, 4811 nt
Organism: Pocillopora meandrina
Lineage: Eukaryota; Metazoa; Cnidaria; Anthozoa; Scleractinia; Pocilloporidae
Source: the annotation of a GenBank genome assembly